Eriocheir sinensis (Chinese mitten crab) is the source of this 2676-nucleotide messenger RNA. RefSeq lists its product as uncharacterized. NCBI's taxonomy places the organism in Eukaryota, Metazoa, Arthropoda, Malacostraca, Decapoda, Varunidae. The transcript is spliced from 8 exons. The record is from RefSeq and is a predicted model, not a curated record. The coding region runs from base 397 to 1773 and encodes 458 amino acids.
AAUGCCCUCAACUCCUACGAAAGCCUUGUUAAAUAGGUGUUCUUGGGCAGCGAAAUGUCUCAUAAUACGACCCUCGGUGUUGGACUGUCGAACUGGCCCUUUGUUUCAGUAUAGAUGGCAAGCCUAAGCAACGUUGCCAAAUAACCGUACACAGCCUCUAAUAUUUACCCAUUUCCGACCCAAAAACUGUCUCCUGGGCCCCAGUAACAGGAUUAAUUUGUACUUAUUGUUAAGAUAGAGUCGUUUCUCAAAUAGUUUGGUUUCGGUUUUAUACAGAUUGUCAGAUCUUUUAACCCGUCCGCUGCAAUUGGCACGGAUUUGGCUUUCACUGGUAGCCUGGUCACAUAUACUCCCAGGUCCUUCUCUGCCUCUGUGGUGGAUAGUGGAGUGUUUCCCAUGUGGUAUUGGUGUGCUGGAUAUCCCUUCACUGGUAGCCUGGUAACAUACACUCCCAGGUCUUUCUCUGCCUCUGUGGUGGAUAGUGGAGUGUUUCCCAUGUGGUAUUGGUGUGCUGGAUAUCCCUUCACUGGCAGCCUGGUAACAUACACUCCCAGGUCUUUCUCUGCCUCUGUGGUGGAUAGUGGAGUGUUUCCCAUGUGGUAUUGGUGUGCUGGAUAUCCCUUCACUGGUAGCCUGGUAACAUACACUCCCAGGUCUUUCUCUGCCUCUGUGGUGGAUAGUGGAGUGUUUCCCAUGUGGUAUUGGUGUGCUGGAUAUCCCUUCACUGGUAGCCUGGUAACAUACACUCCCAGGUCUUUCUCUGCCUCUGUGGUGGAUAGUGGAGUGUUUCCCAUGUGGUAUUGGUGUGCUGGAUAUCCCUUCACUGGUAGCCUGGUAACAUACACUCCCAGGUCUUUCUCUGCCUCUGUGGUGGAUAGUGGAGUGUUUCCCAUGUGGUAUUGGUGUGCUGGAUAUCCCUUCACUGGUAGCCUGGUAACAUACACUCCCAGGUCUUUCUCUGCCUCUGUGGUGGAUAGUGGAGUGUUUCCCAUGUGGUAUUGGUGUGCUGGAUAUCCCUUCACUGGUAGCCUGGUAACAUACACUCCCAGGUCUUUCUCUGCCUCUGUGGUGGAUAGUGGAGUGUUUCCCAUGUGGUAUUGGUGUGCUGGAUAUCCCUUCACUGGCAGCCUGGUAACAUACACUCCCAGGUCUUUCUCUGCCUCUGUGGUGGAUAGUGGAGUGUUUCCCAUGUGGUAUUGGUGUGCUGGAUAUCCCUUCACUGGUAGCCUGGUAACAUACACUCCCAGGUCUUUCUCUGCCUCUGUGGUGGAUAGUGGAGUGUUUCCCAUGUGGUAUUGGUGUGCUGGAUAUCCCUUCACUGGUAGCCUGGUAAUAUACACUCCCAGGUCUUUCUCUGCCUCUGUGGUGGAUAGUGGAGUGUUUCCCAUGUGGUAUUGGUGUGCUGGAUAUCCCUUCACUGGUAGCCUGGUAAUAUACACUCCCAGGUCUUUCUCUGCCUCUGUGGUGGAUAGUGGAGUGUUUCCCAUGUGGUAUUGGUGUGCUGGAUAUCCCUUCACUGGUAGCCUGGUAACAUACACUCCCAGGUCUUUCUCUGCCUCUGUGGUGGAUAGUGGAGUGUUUCCCAUGUGGUAUUGGUGUGCUGGAUAUCCCUUCACUGGUAGCCUGGUAACAUACACUCCCAGGUCUUUCUCUGCCUCUGUGGUGGAUAGUGGAGUGUUUCCCAUGUGGUAUUGGUGUGCUGGAUAUCCCUUCACUGGUAGCCUGGUAACAUACACUCCCAGGUCUUUCUCUGCCUCUGUGGUGGAUAGUUGAGUGUUUCCCAUGUGGUAUUGGUGUGCUGGAUAAACUCUCCCAUGGUGCAGGACUUUACAUUUUUCCUCACUGAAUUGUAGCAGCCACUUUUGUUCCAUUCCUGUAGCUUGGUGAGGUCUUCUUGUAGGAAACCCGCAGUCAAGGGGUUAAGGAUUUUUAAAUUUCCUGCUUGUCGGAAAAUUUCAAAAUCACCCAAAAAUCGUCUAUGAAAAUCCACAUAAAACCAAAACCGAACUAUUGGAAACCAUACUAUUUGAGGGACGGCUGUAUUUAAUUGCUAAUGUUUCUUGGCAAUAUAGUUACGCGUCGGAAACCGGUCAACACUAUGCCAUGAGUACGAUAAUCUCCCGAAAUUGACCUCUCUUUUUGGCCACUCCUUUGACCUCUAUUCAGGAGCAGUAAGUUGCGGGGUUUUUUUUUAUUUAUUUAUUUAUUUAUUUUAUUUUUUAUUUUUCUUUACGCCCUUGAACCGUCUCCUUAGCUGUAAAAAAAAAAAAAGGCUUUGUUUACGAAGGUGAUAUGCAAAACCGCCUUUGUUUACGCCCUUGAACCGUCUCCUUAGCUGUAAAAAAAAAAAAGGCUUUGUUUACGAAGGUGAUGAUAUGCAAAACCACCCUUGUUUACGCCCUUGAACCGUCUCCUUAGCUGUAAAAAAAAAAAAAGGCUUUGUUUACGAAGGUGAUGAUAUGCAAAACCACCUUUGUUUACGCCCUUGAACUGACUCCUUAGCUGUAAAAAAAAAAAAAAGGGCUUUGUUUACGAAGGUGAUGAUAUGCAAAACCACCCUUGUUUACGCCCUUGAACUGACUCCUUAGCUUUAAAAAAAAAAAAGGCUUUGUUUACGAAGGUGAUGAUAUGCAAAACCACCCUUGUUUACGCCCUUGAACCGUCUCCUUAGCUAUA